Molecule: messenger RNA, 2199 nt
Organism: Solea senegalensis (Senegalese sole)
Lineage: Eukaryota; Metazoa; Chordata; Actinopteri; Pleuronectiformes; Soleidae
Exons: 4
Coding region: 270-1616 (448 amino acids)
Biological process (GO): regulation of transcription by RNA polymerase II
Molecular function (GO): DNA-binding transcription factor activity; RNA polymerase II cis-regulatory region sequence-specific DNA binding
Source: RefSeq, a predicted model, not a curated record
GAUAACUCAGGUGAGUGAAAGUCGCGCGGGGGUGACACCGCCCGUACGGAGUGCGGCAUUGCCCAAAACGAGCAGCCUCCGUCGCUCAGUCCGUUCCCUCCUCGGAAGAAAUUUACGACACACAACAAACAAGUAAAUCGUUUACUGUGACAACGAUAAAGAACACAGCGCUGUGACCGCGUGAACGUUCGCCCUGACAGUGCGCCACACUGACGCGAGGACGGGUGAACACGUUAAUCUGUGUCUGUGGAAGGUGGCGGUGAAACAAGAUGGAGAACUGCAGCUUCCAGAGCCAGCUGCUGUCCGUCAUGGAGGUCCUGGCCAAGGCGGCUGUGGCGGAGAUAAACCGGCGCGUGGACGACAGCUGCGCGGUGCUGCGUCUGGAGGUGAGCCAGAGUCAGAGGGACAUCGAGCUGCUCAAGAGCAAGUGUGAGACGAUGGAGGCAGAGCUGAGGAGGAGCAGGGUGAGGAGGGCCCGGAGGAGCAGAGUGGUUGACCCUCCAGCAGCUGACAGGUUUCCUCUUUUAGUCAAAGUAGUUUUGAACAAAGAGAGACAGAGCGCAGACUGGGACAGACACAUGCAGGCUGAGGCUCCAGAUCAACUACAGCAGUGUGCAGAUGUGGAGCCCACAAAUGAGGGUGAGCACGUACAGAUCAAAGAGGAGUGUGCAGAGGAUGACGUGUGGAGGAAGAACUCUGAGAACAAACUGAGUGAUUCAUCACCAGCUGCGCAGACUGAUAACUUCAUGGACUGUUACUCCGGAGCUGAAGAGCCGGCAGACCCAGACUCUCUCGUUUCCCUGACAGCCGACUCCAACAACAGUUUGCCUGAGCACAAGCAGCUGAACACAAACCAAAAUGAGAUCGAACUCAUAGUGAAACACGAGACAGAGGAAGAGCCUGAUGAAAACGCAGCUCUGACGGAGGCGGAUCAAAAGUCUGCGACAGGGGAAGGUGAUGAUCAGUUGUGGUUGUCCAGUCUGUGCAGAGACGCCAGUGAUCCAAGCUUCAUCUAUGACGGGCAGCAGUUUGAGCAGAGUCCCACCGGGUUCACACCUCAAAGUGGACUGCAUUUAGAUGAUACGACAAAACCACAUUCUGUAUUGGUGAACUCUGCCCAAGUGAAAAGACCAGUUAGAACAUUCAGAUGUAAGAGACCAAACGCAGAUGAAGAACUCGCCGCUUUGUCUCAGCUCAACUCCACAGAACAAAGCUCGAUUCCUGAACAGUCACAGCAUCACUACAGAGACUUUGCUCCUCCCGUGAUGGUGCCAAAUCCAGCGCCCUCCUCCCUCUGCGGGCACAACCGCAGCGGGUUUAGCUUUGUGAGAAGGAUGAGGGCGCCGUGGAGGUCCGGCAUCGGUGAGAAGAGGUUCAGCUGCACGUAUUGCGAUAAAAGCUUCAUGCGCUUCAGUCAGCUCAAAGAGCACCUAAGGAGCCACACGGGGGAGAAGCCGUUCAGCUGCCUGCAGUGCGGCCGCAGCUUCACAAAGCAGUGCAACCUCAUCAGACACGCGGUGGUCCACAGUGGGGAGAAACCCUACAAGUGCUCGCUGUGCGGGAAGUGCUUCACCCAGCGCUCCAGCCUCAAAUCCCAUCAGAAAACUGCACACUGACUUUUGACUGAAAGAAACAUUCCUUGUUUUCACAGGAGCUGGGAAUAUAUUGAUAAAAUUGUUUUUAAUAUAUUGUAAUUUAUAUUGUUUGUUUAUAGUGUUUUCCAGACCUGGACCUGGUUUGGAAUAGAUUCCGACCCAUAUAGCUUUUUGGAACUGGUAUCGAACACAAAUUUUGGGUCGCUUUUGGGAAGAUUUUUACACAUACAGUGGCUCAGGCAUCUGGUUAGGACGCUUCCCUGGUGAGAUUAUCUGGGCAUGUGCCACUGGGAGACCCAGGCCUCGCUGGAAAGACUGUCUCUCAGCUGGUCUGGGAACGCCUCAGGAUUCCCCCCAGAAAAACUGGACGUAGUGGUCAGGGAGAGGGAAGUCUGAGCUUCUCUGCUAAAGCUGCUGCCCCUACGACCCGACCUCGGAUAAACGGUAGAAGAAAAAUGGAUGGGCGGACACUGGCAGAUAUAAAUAAGCACAUAUAAACUCUGUUCUGCUGUGUGUUUUUUCUGUUUACCUAGUAGCAGUGAACUGUGAGUUUGGAUAAAUGACACAGAUGUCUUCACCCAAUAUUAAAUAUUUUGCAUCGCCA